AUGGCGAAAGGGCGCCUUCGGAGAACGAUUACGUUCACAUUCUAUGCGGCGAUAUUUCUGCUGUGUUUCUCGAGCCUUUGCAGAAAGCUGUUACUCUGCGCUGCCGUUUUUCAAUUGGCAGUAAAGAUUCCGUGCGGUUAUAAGUUUGAGCUCGUACGAGAACCCAGCCCAAAAGAGUGUCCCAGGCCUCAUGGUUCAGCGAUCCAUACAAGUACAUCGAGAGCUGCCCGGCAGCCUAUUUUCCCUAACAAUCCUGAAGUUUCCCAUGAAGUGGAACUCAUCAUAGAUAGUAUUGUAAGGGACUUCGUUGCUUCAUGGUACCAGUCCAUAAGCAGUGAUCCCCAGUCGCCCUUUUUAGAGGAGUUGAAGUCGGUACUGUACACUGUGUUUAUUAAUUUGGAAACAGCUGUUUCCAAGGUCGACUUGCCAGAAUUCGCAGUCCUGAAAGUGCUUCCGCUUGUAACAAAGCAUUUUAAGGCCUUCAGAGUGGCUCGCGAAAAAGUUACUAGCCGCUUGCUUCUGAAAAGCUCACCUUCAGAAGGAGAUGUCUCUUUUGCAGUCGCAGUCGAAUUUGGCAGAUAUUACAGGGUCCACCCUGCGAUAUCAUUGGGAUCAGAGCCUUUGGGAGUCAGCUUGGAACGCUACUCGAGGGAAAAAGCUUUGUUCAUACUACAGCGUACUCUAAAUGACGCCGAACUGUCGUCGAAAUUUGUCCAGAUUCUGGGUCGCGAAAUCCUCUGUUGUAAUGUUAUAUGUCCUAUGCUGCAAAGGUUUGUCAAUGCUGACUUCUGGAAUGACACUGUCGAGUCUGUAGCAACAACCAUUUUGAGAGAGAGGACACAGGUCAAAGAAAUCCGAAGGGUUUUAUCAACGCAGUUGGACGCUCCAAAGUUCGACAUAGAACGAAGAUCUCUUUCGCAGUUAGAAUCUGUUGAUUUCCCAAUGAAUAUAAGUAUUGAAACAAACUCCAAAGGUUUUGAGAAAUUCCUCAAGUGUAUCAACAGCGAAAGCACGGAGCAGUCUCUCCGAGCCAUCAAGUUCUCUGUGCUCUCACAGCUACUUAACCUGGGCCAGGCUAAAAAAGCUGGCAAAGAAGAACAAUUGUUUAAAAGUCGCCUACUGCUCUCUCUCAAUCUUUUAGAAAGCCGACUAGAAUACCUCAGGAAGGGAUCAUCUGAAGCGCCGGUUUUGCUUAACGAGCUUGCUUCGACUCAAAUCGACGCUUUCAAAAGGUUUUUGAGUUCGAUGUCAAUUGACGAUGUCCUUAGCGAUGAGUUUUGUUGCAAUGUCUUCUAUGAAUUUCUCAAGGAAAACAAUAAAAAAGGCGAAUGCUGUCUUAAAUUCUGGAUGCGAAUUGAUGAGUUUAAAAAUCCUUUAGAAGAUCCAAGUACUGAUGACCUCGCUAUGAUGUCUGAAGGCGAUGUUAAAGGCCUUCACGACGCUUGUAGCGAUUUCUUUUCAAGUAGCAAUAUGCCUGUAAUGCAAACUCUAAAUGAGCAAUACGCGCAAGACAUCUCGGACUUCUGUAAAGCUCAGAUCUGCAGCAACCUACGAACUGCUGGUGAGUUAUAUCCUGCUGCAAGAAAGAGCGCAAUGCGCAUGCAAGCUUUAGCUCAUGAAUAUCUACAAGAGAAUUGCCUUCCUAAUUUCAAGGCCUCCCAAUCCUUUAGUAAUAUGAUAUCAACAGACAGCUUUCAUAACACAAGACUGUACACGAACUUUGUUUUUGGUUCUGAAGGGGGGAGAUCGAGGCAAGAGUACAGAAAAUUUGUUGCAUUUCCCCAACAGGAAGUUAAUGACCUAGAUAAAGUGAAAGAAUCGCAAGAAGGCGAAGACGAGGCGCUUCAUCUAAAAGUCAAGAAGUCCUUUUCUGAUAUCUUCGGAAGAAACGAAGAAGGGGUGAUCUUCGAAAGCAAGAUCUUUGAAGAUGAAUCAUCUGAAAAUGAAAACGACUCAAGUGAAGACUAUGAACAAUCGGAUUUUUCCGAAGAAGGAAACGAGAUUUCAAACUCCCGCGUUGAAAUCUCUUGGCCUAGCUCUUCUAUGCACGGAAACCGGGCAGAUCUGAAAAGUUCUAUCGCCGAACUCACUAUAUCCAUUGACCGACUUAGAAAGCAGCUUUCACUUCUUGAUCAUCUCUGCCUUAAAGCUGACUUGACAGAUAGCGGCUCCCAACUUAGAUUGCUGAAAAAAUCCGAGCGCUCCGUGACUAAAGAAAUUUAUCAAAAGGAACUUCUGAGGCAGCAGUUGAUUGUGCAAGAAAACUCUAACAGUUUAUUUCGAAAAUGCCAAGUCUCCAUCAAAUCCCAUUUAAGCGACAUAUCACAAGACACAGGGAAAGAAGUUGUCUACUAUAUUAUAAGUGUUUCCCACUCCAACAAUGAUGUCAUCACUUCGUGGGAUACGCCGCGUAGAUAUAGCGAGUUUUAUGAGCUUAAUGCGUACUUAAGAAAGAGAUUCAGUGGGCUUGUCAAGCAUUUACAGAAUAAAGAUUAUUUUCCUGAAAAGAUAAAAAUGUCGUUGGUUUACCAUGUUUCUAAAACAUUUCUCUACAAAGAAAGAAGCGUCAAGCUAGAGAAAUAUUUGAGGAAUCUAUUGCUCAUCUCUGAGGUUUGUCAGGACCAGCAUUUCAGAAGGUUUCUUACCCAAGCAGGUUCAACAUUUCGUAUUAAAAGCACAAGUAAAAUCAAUGAAGACAGGCAUUCAUUGCUUUCACGAAUAGAUUCUGUCUCUUCAAAGAUGUGUGAUGCAAAGAUUGCGUCGACAGCGUCUCCAAACCAUGUCAAGAGUCCCGAACUUGAAUUGAAGCUUGAAGAUGAAAUGUUCAAGGUCCCGGGGCAAGGUGGUGCAGAAACUGACCAAAUAAAGAAAGGAAACUUUAUCAAACCUAUCUGCGACUUGUUUAUUACUCUAUUUUCGCUAAACCACUCCCGCUCAAGCUGGCUAAGAGGGAGAGCACUACUUAUUGUAAUACAACAACUAUUGGGGGGCACGAUCGAGAAGUACGUCAAGGAAUCUAUCGAAAGAAUUUCAGAAAAAGACAAUAUUUUGAAAACAGUGAGCAAGCUGCGCUUAACCUUGUGGCCCGAUGGCGUUUUUUAUAAAAAAACCCAGACUCAGGAGCGUCCUCAGAAGGGGGGAGAUGAGCUCUUGGCCUCCCAAAAAGAUGCCAAGGCCAAGCUGGAAAUGCUUCUCUCUGAAACCUGUGGGCGAGUAGUUGGCAUAAGAAGCUCAAAAAAGGCUGGUGCCGAAAUUAACGCAAUGUUUCAGAAUGAAUACCUGAAUGCAAGUUUUUUUCUUGAGGUACUAGACCUCGUUUUCGCCGAAGCUUUUGCGAACUUCGCGUGA
This is a messenger RNA of Lachancea thermotolerans CBS 6340, 3348 nucleotides long. RefSeq names its product Mdm1p (gene MDM1). Bases 1 to 3348 code for a protein of 1115 amino acids. The transcript has a single exon. Lineage: Eukaryota; Fungi; Ascomycota; Saccharomycetes; Saccharomycetales; Saccharomycetaceae. Gene Ontology annotation, molecular function: phosphatidylinositol binding. Gene Ontology annotation, cellular component: intracellular membrane-bounded organelle. The record is from RefSeq and is a predicted model, not a curated record.